UCACACUUUGACAUUAACACAUUUCAACCACUCUCCUGCAAAGACACCACUUCUGACUCUGCUUAUUAUCUUAAAUACCAAACACACACAUGCACACACACAUGCCAACCACACACUACUGUGUGUGUGUUUUUGGCCAAUGGUUUUCCAAUGAAGCGUUUCUUUGGGCUGGUGUUGGAGCGACUGGUGUUUGUGUCUAAGAACCUCAAACUGAGUCAAUGCAGAAAACAGAAGAAGAAGAAGCUCCAAACCAGGAAAACCAAACCAUUGGUGAUUCUGACGGUUUACCUCAAUGACACCCAGCAGAUGCUAACUGAGGUCCCAGUUACUCCGGCAACCAGAGUGAUUGACGUUGUCGAAUACUGCAAAGAAGCCGGCGAGGGGGAGUGUCACUUAGCUGAAGUAUGGAAUGGGCAUGAGCGCGUUCUCCCUCAGGAGGUGUUAUUGUUGGAUCUCCUCCAGCAGUGGGGAGCUAGGAGGCCGGAGGUCAGCUUCUACCUCAGACACUGCCCCUCCUGGACACAAGGAAGUCUGCAACCUUUGGAGCAGAGCUGGACCACAGAAGCAACAGAGAGUGCUAAUGACAGGGUUCCUCGUGUGGACCUGACUCUCUCUGCUCAGGAAAUGGCCACUAGACAACAGCAACAAAUAGAGGCUCCACAGAUGCUGGUCGCCAAGGAGCAGAGACUAAGGUAUCUUCACCAAGGAGGAAGAUCUAACCAGGGACAGACGCAGUCUGAAGCUGAGAAGCUACAGCGGCUGAAGGAGCGGGUGGAGACUCAGGAAGCCAAGCUGAAGAAGAUCCGAGCCAUGAGAGGACAAGUCGACUACAGCAAACUGAUCAACGGAAACCUCUCUGCAGAGAUUGACCAUGUCAGCAGCCUGUUCCAGGAGAAGCAGGCAGAGCUGCAGUCUGCGGUGGUCAGAGUUGACCAGUUGACCCAGCAGCUGGAGGAUUUGAAGAGAGGACGCCUUCAGCUACACCCUGUUGCAACAGCUCAGGUGGCACAAUCUGGUUCCCAGGGGGCACCCACUGGCCAGAAAGGGUCACCCCUGUCUGGUCCUGCAGCCCUGGAACUGAGGAAACUCUACCAGGAGCUGCAGGCACGUAACCGUCACAACCUGGAGCAGAGCAGCAAGUUGGCUCAGAACAAGGAGCUGCUGAACAAGAGGAACGCCCAGGUGACGGUGAUGGAUCAACGCAUCGGAGACCUGAGAGAACGACUGCAUAAGAAGAGAGCAGAAUUGAGUCGUAUGAAUGGAGCAGGCCUGUCCUCGCCUCAGACCUCGUCCCACCCAAGUGGUGGAGUUUCCGGGCGAGUAGCGGCUGUCUGUCCUUACAUCCAGGUUCCAGCUGAGGGGAGACAAGAGGGGGGGUACCCCCUGCCAGCUGACCCACCACCCAAACCCACCCCGCUCAGCCACAUCCGGUCCCUCUCAGAGGAGGACAGGAGUGGCAUCCGGAAGCCGCCUAGCCAAUGGAAAGUUACAGAUUUAGACAUCAUCCUGUCAGAGCCCACUGAGAUGUGGGAGGGACCUCGGUCCCCUCAGGGGGGCGACAGUAACAACCCUAAUGAAGCGUCGUGGCCUAGCAUCAGUAAGAGUGUGUCAGAUUGGAGGACCAACAGUCCAGAACAGCUUCCCUCUGGUUAUGGUACCUACCCCAGUGCCACCCAUCAGGCAGCAGGGCAUCACAAUGCUACCAGCUCCCUGCCCCGUUCUGCCCCUGGUACACUGGGCUGGCCCCGAUCCACUGCUGCAAAUGCCACCUCAUCCUCCUCUUCAUCUUCUUCCUCUUCACAACAAAUACAGCAACGGAUCUCCGUUCCUCCAAAUUCAAGCCAAGGCUCAGCCAACCAGCCAUCUCCCUUGUCCCCACAAACAGAGCGAACAGAUCCCCCUCCAGCGGUGGCUGUACGUCCCUAUGUUCCGGACCACCCCUCCAGGCCCCAGUCUCCCAGGAAGGGCCCCGCCACCAUGAACAGUAGCUCCAUCUACAACAUGUAUCUCCAGCAGCCUCAGGCCAAAAACUAUGGAUCUCUUAGCAACAGGACUACUGUCAAAGCAGUCUAUGGUAAACCCAUCCUCCCCACCUCCUCCACUUCUCCAUCCCCUGUCCCUUUUCUCCAGGUAGUAGGAGGAGGAGGAGGCGGAGUAAAAGCAGGAGGAGAAGAUGUUACAGAUAAAGAAGGAGGGAAAGGAGGAGGUGACAGCAGUGAUGGACAAAUCCUGCCACCUCCCACUGUUGACAACAUCCCUCGCCCUCUUAGUCCCACAAAACUCACCCCAGUCGCCCACUCCCAGCUACGUUACCAGAGUGAUGCUGACCUGGAGAUUCUCCGCCGACGUCUCAGCAACGCACCACGGCCCCUGAAAAAACGGAGCUCAAUCACAGAGCCUGAGGGCCCACAGGGGCCAAACAUCCAAAAACUACUGUACCAGAGGUUCAACACGUUGGCGGGAGGCAUGGAAGGAAGCUCAGGCAAUACUUUUUACCAGCCUGACUGCCUUUUGGGUGAAAUGGACAACAUCCAUUCAGCAAAUGGGAAUGUAGAACCUGGUGACAAGCACGUCAGUAUGACAACCGUGGGAGGUGAAGUUCAAAACCUGAACUCGGGCUCCCGCCGAUUGUACGCUCCUUCUGGUGCCGUAGAAACACCCAAAGAGACGACUGCAAAAGCAGAAACUACCAAUAAUGUGUCUCCACUGACCCGAACCAGCCCACCGCCGGCACCUGAUAAGCCAGAGGACCAGAACAACAACAACCAGAGAGGAUCUAGUCCUGCACACAACUCUGUAGGCCACGCCUCCCCUUCACCAUCACCUCCUGCCCCCCCUUCACUGCCUAAGGUGAAGCGGACCAACCUGAAGAAGCCUUCAUCAGAGCGAACAGGCCAUGGUCUGAGAGUGAAGUUUAACCCUCUAGCUCUGCUGCUGGACGCAUCAUUAGAGGGAGAAUUUGAUCUGGUGCAGAGGAUUAUAUAUGAGGUGGAAAAUCCCAGUAUGCCUAACGAUGAAGGCAUAACUCCUCUUCACAACGCUGUCUGCGCCGGCCAUCACCAUAUUGUGAAGUUCCUGCUGGACUUCGGAGUCAAUGUAAACGCAGCCGACAGUGACGGAUGGACUCCUCUGCACUGUGCAGCUUCAUGUAACAGCGUCCACCUCUGUAAGAUGCUGGUGGAGUCGGGGGCCGCCAUUUUCGCCACAACAAUUAGCGACGUGGAAACUGCGGCAGACAAAUGUGAAGAAAUGGAGGAGGGCUAUACACAGUGUUCUCAGUUCCUCUAUGGUGUCCAAGAAAAGCUGGGCGUGAUGAACAAAGGCUUGGUCUACACUCUCUGGGACUACACGGCCCAGCAAGCCGAUGAGCUGUCGUUCAGCGAGGGUGACGCCCUGACCGUGCUUCGUCGGCGUGACGACACUGAGACAGAGUGGUGGUGGGCACGGCUUAACGACCGCGAGGGAUAUAUACCCAGAAACCUACUGGGGCUGUAUCCAAGAAUCAAACCCAGACAACGCUCAUUGGCAUAAAGCCCAGAUCAGGAGCCACAUGCACACAGAGAAGAAGAGGCAGCAGCAUGUGGGCGCAAGCAAUAGCCAAGAAAGAAACAAACAAGUGAUGGAGGUAGUCAGGAGGCAGAAAGAAGGAAACAAAGACCUUUGUUUGGAUGUGAUGCUGUAACCACAGGACCACUUUAUGGUAGAAUCUUUCUAUAUUUUCACUGAGUUGCUGCAAUUUAGAGCAAUAGACUGUUUUGAGCAAUAGUACCUUGGCAACUUCACACCAGUUCAGCUGCAUGUUAGAAGCUGAAUAGAAACAAAAAUAAGAAAUAUAAUUUGGAUGCAGUGUUGAGUUCUUUCAGCUCAGAACAUGAAAACAUGGUCUUGAAUUUAUACUGCUCUAUCUGACAUUCAUCCAAAUAAUCUUGAUUUUUGAAUGCCACUUUAUAUUUGUAUGAUGUUAAUUUAAAAAAACAAAAACAAACACCAAGAUGGAUAUUAUUGAAGCUAAGCUCAUCAACUGCAUAGCAAUGAACAUAGUGUGUUGUCUGAAUGAACACUUUCACACUGUUCGAUGAGAAGAUUCAAAUGCAGUGAGUUUACAGGCUAGAUCCGGUAAAAGAAUGUGUGACAUGUGAAGUUGGAGUGAGGGAAGUGAGAGGAGAGAACAUAUAGUGUACCUAUGAAUGUAUGUUAAAAUAGAUCCAGGUUUUAGGUUCAAGUUUAAGAUGGAGCAGCUAUUAGCAGCGUUAGUCAGGAAUAACGUUGGAGGUGCAACCACAAGACUAAAGAAACCGAAUCCAGCAAGCUUUUGAUGCAUGGUGGCUGCGGCCCACAUCAACACACAUGUGCAACAGAUGUUGAAAAUAUAAUAUUAUGGCAUGGUAAAAAAAAAAAGAAAAAAAGAACUGAUAUCAGAAGAAUGUUUUGAUUCUGAUUUCACAAAAUGAUAAAAAAAGAAGCAUCUGUGAAUAAUUAGGGAUGUCUCAGCCUUUUACCACUCUGUAUUUAUCUUGACUCAGCACUGGUGCAUGCUGUCAUAUCAACAUCUGUUCAACUGCAAAAUGGUUGCUGCUGGAAUGAGAGAACAGAAGGAAAACAAGAAGGUGAGAAAUGUGUUUGUAAAAAAUAUACAAAUUAUUUUGUGAAACCAAAGCAGCUACAACAAUGAAGGAUGAAGGAGGAGGAAUUAAAAUGGCAACAUUUUCCACAGUUUGAAUAAAACGUCUGCCACCCAUUAACACCUAGUCCAGACUAGGGCCCUACUGAUCCCAGGCUCUAACAAUAACAAUGUGAUAAAGCAGUGUUUCCCAACUACCAGAAGCUCAGUGGCACAUUUUUAGAAAAGCUUGAGUUUACAAGGUAGCUAAUUGCUUGAGUGUUCAAAUGGGGCUAAAUUAGCUAAUUGGAAAUGGAGAAGUUAAAGUGUGAAAAUCUCUUGACUUUCUCACAAGUUUUUCAAUUUUUUUCUUCAUAUUUACAUAUUUCAGUAGUUGUAUGAAAUGUAUUAUUCCCCCCCAAUUUAUUGUUUUAUUUAAAAAUAUUUCUAUUUUCUAUUGUUCUUAUUAUUGUUCUUAUUAUUAGACAUACUGCUCUUGUUUCUUUAUCGCUCAGUGCUGGUGCAACUCACUGCUGCCACCCAGUGUACAGAAAGGUUCUGACACAAUAAAGCGCCAUUUCCUCAAACAUGCUGUGUAAAAUAUGAGGCAAUAAGUUGAGUGAUGUUUGAUGUGAGAAUGGCACAUUGGUGUGAGGUGUGCAAACCUUUACUUUGUGUAUAGGCAACCUGUAACUACACAGCUAAUGUACAAUGAUAAUAAAGUAAUUAUAAUCUCUAAA
Messenger RNA from Etheostoma spectabile (orangethroat darter), 5340 nucleotides. Its product is annotated as apoptosis-stimulating of p53 protein 1-like. Gene Ontology annotation, cellular component: nucleus. Gene Ontology annotation, molecular function: p53 binding. Gene Ontology annotation, biological process: regulation of apoptotic process. NCBI's taxonomy places the organism in Eukaryota, Metazoa, Chordata, Actinopteri, Perciformes, Percidae. The record is from RefSeq and is a predicted model, not a curated record.